UCAUGGCGGCGUCACCAACACUAACUCAAUAUACAUGUAUGUGUGGUGUAUCUGUGAGCACAUCCGUGAGAUAGACAUAACCGUAAAUAAAGCCUGUAAUGUUUACACGAUAUUUCCUCUGUCUUUGCAUAUUUUAAGUGGAAAAUGAAGUGUAGUGUGCUUGAAUGUAAAAAUGAAGUAAAAUUUAAAUUUCCAAAAAAUUUAAUUUUAAGAAAGAAAUGGCUUGAGGCUAUUAAGAGACCUGAUUUUAAUCCAACUCCAAAACAUGGCUUAUGUAUAAAUCAUUUUAAUCCGAAACAUGUUAUGAAAGAAAGUAUACGCGCAGGAUACGAGCUUCAGUCUACACGUUUACGACAUGGGACUGUUCCUUCUAUUUUUUCUUGGCAAAGUACAUUUCAGGAACAUGUUAAUGUGAAAGAAAAAGAAAAUGAGAGGGAUAAUACAGAAGACUUUACACCAGUCAUAUCUGAAGCGUCAAACAAUGUACAAGAUGAUAGUCUCCAGCAAGGUCAAAAUUCUGAUACAACUGGAUUUUUCACGGAUAAAAAUGUAUCAACGCCUUUAAAUGAAGAAACUCAUAUUUCUGUGGAAGUUUAUAAUUAUGCUGAAAUGGAGCUUUUGACAAGCAAUAUAAAUGUUUAUGAAGAAAGUAUUAGUUGCGAUUACGUGCAAAAUGAAAACUGUUCAACGAACGAUACUGAACAGUGUAAUGAUAAAGAAGCUUGCAGCUUUGCAACAACUGCGACUCAAACAGAUUCAGCUUCUCGUUAUAGUAUUGAGCAGUUUAAAAAUAAUCCAAAAUCAUUGUUACAUUUAACCGGAUUAGAAAACUAUGAUAAAUUCAUGACAGUGUUAUACUCCCUAGGACCAGCAGUGUAUUAUUUAAAGUACGCAAGAGGACAGGCAGUAGGAAAUAUAUCAGUGCCAAAUCAGUUGUUUCUGGUGUUGUGGAAAUUAAGAAGAAAUUGCUGCGAUAUUGAACUGUCAGAGCACUUUUCUAUUCCUAGACUAGCUGUAGGAAACAUCUUUCACACAUGAAUAACUUUUAUGGCAAAGUAAUGGUCUCUAAUUGAUAUAUGGCCUAGUAGACAACUAGUCGACUAUUACAUGCCAGAAAGUUUUAAACAACACUAUCCCUCCACAAGAGUUAUCAUUGAUGGAACUGAAAUUCGAGUUGACAAGCCACAUAAUCCACGUUUACAGCAAUCAUCAUUCAGCACAUACAAAAAUGGUCCUACUGUUAAAACUGUCAUUGGCUCUAC
Molecule: messenger RNA, 1262 nt
Organism: Temnothorax curvispinosus
Lineage: Eukaryota; Metazoa; Arthropoda; Insecta; Hymenoptera; Formicidae
Exons: 2
Coding region: 145-1038 (297 amino acids)
Source: RefSeq, a predicted model, not a curated record